Messenger RNA from Didymosphaeria variabile, 708 nucleotides. RefSeq lists its product as uncharacterized. The transcript has a single exon. The coding region runs from base 1 to 708 and encodes 235 amino acids. Lineage: Eukaryota; Fungi; Ascomycota; Dothideomycetes; Pleosporales; Didymosphaeriaceae. The record is from RefSeq and is a predicted model, not a curated record.
AUGAACGGCGGCUGGGUCUUCCUCAUCAUCCUCCUCAUCGCCCUCAUCGGCGGCUACGGCGGCUGGGUAGCCUGGUCGCGCAUCCGAGCCUCACGCCUGGGUCUCCCACCGCCCUCUCUCAACCCCUUCAACCGCAGCGGCGGUGGCACCUCGAACUACCCGGGCCCCGCGCCCACAGGCAUCAAGGGCUGGAUCGACGCCCAGAUCCACAAGUUCAAGAACCGCAAUAACAGGACCGCGUACGGCGCGUAUGAGGAGAGUUCUGGAGGGUACAAUAGCGCGAGGGGAAGAGGCGCGGGACAUAGGCUCGAUCCGGAUGAGGCUUGGGACGCGAGGGUAGGGAACGAAGCGUACUAUGAAGAACAAGAGCUAGGGCUGCAUGAGCCGCCGACUGCGAGGUCAGAACUACAAAGUAGCAACCCGUAUGAGAACCGGCCUUACGGAGCGCCGUCGCCAAGCUUCCAAGAGCCCGAACGUGGAAGAAGUCGCAACAGGGAGUACGAUGAGCGCAGUGAUGGAGGGCUGGGUGCGCGGCAGAAUCCGUUUGGGGAUGAGAAUGCGGCAAGUUUGAGGGGGGUUAGUCCGCGCCCCUUGGAUCAGCACGUCGAUACGAGCUAUGGCGGAGCGAGUGCUCAGCAUAAGAAGAAGGGUAGUGUAGAUAAUAGUCCGACAGAGAGUCGGAGGAGUGUGUUCCAUGAAGAGAUGUAG